Molecule: messenger RNA, 1717 nt
Organism: Trichogramma pretiosum
Lineage: Eukaryota; Metazoa; Arthropoda; Insecta; Hymenoptera; Trichogrammatidae
Product: mitochondrial enolase superfamily member 1-like
Exons: 8
Coding region: 359-1699 (446 amino acids)
Biological process (GO): carbohydrate catabolic process; amino acid catabolic process
Molecular function (GO): magnesium ion binding; L-fuconate dehydratase activity
Source: RefSeq, a predicted model, not a curated record
AAUUUCUUAGUGUGGUCGGCUGCCGGCGGUGCAAGUGCACUCGAGCAUCGUAUCGAGACCCAAGUCACGUACCAAACAUAACAAGAAAUGAAUCGAUUUGUUGAUUGUUACAGAGGAACUUUUGAAUAUUCUCGUGCAAAAGUCCACUCGGUUUAACAAGCUACUUGUGACGAGAAAAAUAAAUGAAUUACAGCUGAACACUGCAUGUGUCAAGACAGAGAUAACACAAGAUGUUAUCUCUCGAGGCAUUGCGAACAAACAUUGCACUCGGUUCUUCGCCUCGAUAAUGCUACUGCCCAAAACACUUCCAAUCGCAGUUCAGAGCUAGCUCGCAGACUCGCAUUCGUUGAUCGUCGCGAUGGAUGAAUUUCACAUCACCAAGGUAGACGUGAAGGACGUGAGAUUUCCAACUUCGUUGAAUCUCGACGGCAGCGAUGCGAUGCACACGAGCCCGGACUACUCGUGCGCAUACGUAACGAUCAGGACCAAUGACGAGAACGUCGAGGGCUACGGUUUGACGUUCACCUGCGGCCGAGGCACCGAGAUUGUUGUCCAGGCGUGUCGAGUUAUUUCGAAGCUGAUCAUCGGUACGAAGUUGAGCGACAUUUACCAUGAUUUUGCUGCAUAUUGGAGGAUGAUAACCAGUGAUCCGCAAUUGCGAUGGCUCGGACCGGAAAAAGGAGUGAUGCAUUUGGCCACUGCGGCCCUGGUCAAUGGCCUCUGGGAUUUGUGGGCGCGCAUCGAGUCGAAGCCGCUGUGGAAACUACUCGUCGACAUGUCACCCGAGCAGCUGAUCUCUUGCAUCGAUUUUCGAUACAUUACCGAUGCCAUCACCAAGGACGAGGCUGUGGCGAUGCUACGAGCCAAUUCGUCGCGCAGAGCCGAGCUUGAGUCGAGUCUCCGCGCUACCGGUCUGCCGGCUUACACGACGCAGAUCGGCUGGCUGGGCUACGGCGAUGAGCAGCUCAAGUCGCUUUGCGCCAAGUACUUGGCCCAGGGAUACAAGGCGUUCAAGGCCAAAGUCGGCCAGGACCUGGUCAGCGACUUGCGACGCUGCGAAAUCAUCAGGAAGGCCAUUGGUUACGAGAAAGAUCUGAUGGUCGAUGCCAACCAGGUCUGGGACGUCGACCAGGCCGUUGAUUGGAUGAAGAAUUUAGCGAAAUUCAAGCUCAAGUGGAUCGAAGAGCCUACGUCCCCCGACGACGUAGCCGGGCAUGCAAAAAUUAGGGAGCAGCUUCGGCCGUUCGGUAUUGGAGUUGCUACGGGUGAAAUGUGUGCCAAUAGAGUCAUGUUUAAACAGCUACUGCAAAUGAAGGCCAUCGAUUAUUGUCAAAUCGAUUCGGCGAGGAUCGGCGGAAUCAAUGAAAUUCUGGCGGUGUACUUGAUGGCUAAAAAGUUCCAAGUACCAGUCUGCCCUCAUGCUGGAGGUGUGGGUCUCUGCGAGAUGGUCCAACACUUGCAGAUGUGGGAUUACAUCUGUUUAAGUGGAACUUUAAGGAACAGAAUGAUUGAGUAUGUUGAUCAACAACAUGAGCACUUUGAAAAUCCAACAGUAAUUAAAAAUGCACAUUAUAUGCCACCAACGAGUUACGGCUACUCCACAAAAAUGAAAGAAGAAAGUUUAAGAAAGUAUGAAUAUCCCCAUGGUACAGAAUGGCAGCGCAUGAUUCAUGAAAACAUUUUUCCAGCCCCUGAAUAAAAUUUAGCAUAAGAUUAU